AUGUUUGGAUUUGGCUACAAGAACGAGUUCCCCGUCGAGGGUCGAACUGUCCUGAUCACUGGCGGCUCUGAUGGCAUGGGCCGUGCCCUCGCCGUCCAGCUUGCUGGCAAAGGUGCUCACGUUGUUGUCGUUGCUCGAACCAUUUCCAAGCUCCAGAGCACUGUGGAUGAGCUCAAGCACAAGGCUCUGAACUCGAUGAAGCAGCGGUUCUCCUAUAUCAGUGCUGAUCUCACUGAUGCCGCUGAAUGUGAUCGUGUGGUCGCUGAAGUCACUAGCUGGAAUGACGGUUCUGCCCCCGACAUCGUCUUCUGCUGUGCCGGCUUCUGCCACCCUGGUUUCUUCGUCGAUGUCCCCCUUUCCGUCCAGCGCCAGCAAAUGGACACGGUCUACUGGACUGCUGCCAACAUGGCCCAUGCCACUCUUCGCAACUGGCUUGCUCCUGUUCCUCCCAGUGGCCAGAUGAAAAACCCCCGCCGCCACCUUAUCUUCACUUGUUCGACCCUUGCAUUUACUCCAAUCGCUGGCUACGGUCCUUACUCGCCCGCCAAGGCUGCCAUUCGCUCCUUGUCUGAUACCCUCAGCCAGGAGAUUGAGAUGUACAAUGGAGCCUACACCCAGCGACACCGCAACCCGGCUCCUGCUGCUGAUGUCAAAAUCCACACUGUCUUCCCCAUGGGCAUUCUCAGCCCUGGAUUCGACAACGAGCAGAAGAUCAAGCCGGAGUUGACCAAGAUGCUCGAGGAGUCCGACAAGCCCCAGACCCCCGAGGAGGUUGCCCAGAUUACCCUAAGCGCCCUAGAGCGUGGCGAGUACCUGAUUACAACCAUGUUUGUUGGUCAUAUCAUGAAGGGAAGUGCUCUUGGACCCAGUCCUCGCAACGCCAUCGUCCGCGACACCCUGCUCAGCUGGCUCAGCAACCUGGUCUUCCUCCAAGUCAUUCCGGACCUUCGCAACAAGGCCUUCAACUGGGGCAAGGCCAAUGGACUUCUGAACUCUCAGGGUCAGGAUCAGACCGUGUCUUCGCCGUAG
Messenger RNA from Penicillium canariense, 1029 nucleotides. It is a transcript of the gene ksrA, whose product is annotated as 3-dehydrosphinganine reductase. Gene Ontology annotation, cellular component: endoplasmic reticulum membrane. NCBI's taxonomy places the organism in Eukaryota, Fungi, Ascomycota, Eurotiomycetes, Eurotiales, Aspergillaceae. Gene Ontology annotation, molecular function: 3-dehydrosphinganine reductase activity. The record is from RefSeq and is a predicted model, not a curated record. The transcript has 3 exons. Gene Ontology annotation, biological process: sphingolipid biosynthetic process. The coding region runs from base 1 to 1029 and encodes 342 amino acids.